AUGGACUCUCAGGGCCCGAUAGGUCAGCUGACGCAAGGAGUGAAGGCACCCAGCGCCUGCACCAAAGCAGAGUGUCUUCAGGAGCUCCGGUCCUUCGGUCACAAGCCCAACACAGACCUAACAUUAGCAGGGCGUCGUGCCUUGGUGAAGCGCAACAGGGUCGAGCACGGCUUCAUGAAGGACAAGGGCCUGAGCGACCUCAGCAAGGAAACAGAUCCCAUGACACUGGUCUUGAAGGGCACUGCAAAGGAGCUCAAAGCCUUCGCAGCGGAGAAGGACCUGGACUACGACAGCAAGGCCUCCCUCCGACUUCGUUUGUGGCUGAUGCGCUCCGGGGCAGGGGACACUCUCGUCACCUUCGAGAAGCAUGCGGGCCUGACGAUGCUCAUCAAGAACCGCAAGAAGACAGAGAAGGACCCAGACUCGGCUCCGACAUGGCUGGCUCGCGUCCUGGCGCUUGACAACAGCACGCGUCUCUUGUCACCAGUGCUGAAGCUCAAGACCGAGAAGGGCUACGGGCAGGCCAGCGGCAGCAGCAGCCCGCAUGCGAAGGCCGAGCCGGCUCUCUCACAGGAAGAUCUGACGCAGCAGCUGCAGGCCUUGAAGCUGGAAAUUCGCUCGGGUAUAGGCUUGUGUCGUCGUUUGGAGGAGGUUCAGGACUUUGAGUUUCAGCAGUCUCAGUACAGGGCUCUUCGGGAUCCCGGCCAACUGCGAGAGCUGCGAGAGCAGACCUACAUUCGCACCUACUAUGACAAGAAACAGCAGACAACUCCUGCUUCAGCACUGUGCCUAGCAGAAUAUGUCUUGCUGGAAAGGCUCAGGCGAGCCUGCUACGGGCUUGUGGAGGCCCCGAUUGAGUGGUUUGAAACCGUAAAAAACACCUUCUUGCACUCCAUCGGAUACCGUCAGCUCCGAAGCGACCCGUGUGCGUGGGUCUACAAAGACCAAGAACGAGUCGUCUCCAUCGUCAGUGGACAUGUCGAUGACUUUUUGUUCACGGGAAGGGACAAUGAUCCUAUUUGGGAGCUGCUAAAUAAAGACGGAUCCUUCGACAUCAGUCAGAGGCAGUACCUGGAGACCAUCAAGGAGAUCAGCAUCCCUCGAGAGCGACGACGAGCCAAACAUGAAGCCACCACAGAACAAGAGAAGAGCGAGCUAAGAGCUUUACACGGAGCUCUCAGUUGGCAGGUCCCACACAGCACAGUGGAGCAUCUGGAACAAGCCAACAAACUCCUCUACACCAUUAAGCAGGAGGCAGAGGUGCCGCUACGCAUUCACGCUUUCCCCGAGUCAGAGGAAUUGGUGAUGGUGGGUUGGUGCGAUGCAAGUUCUCAGAACCGACAUGAGGGCUAUUCCACCGAAGGAACUCUCAUCGGCAUGGCUCGACACACCCGCGGCAUUCUGGUGACAGACUCUCGGAAUGUUUAUGACAAAGUUGACAAUCCUUAUGCGUCCCCGAAAGGCGUAGAUAUAGAACUCCUGGCCUUAAACGAGUCACAAGAGUCCACCUGUUUGAGUGUUCGCUGGGUCAACUCAGAUGCUCAGUUGGCCAACAUCCUUACAAAGAGAGGGGAAGAACACCAGAUCACACGUUUCAUCAGUUUAGGGCAGCAGUGGCGCAUUGUUCAUGACCCCGACAUGUUUUCUGGCAAGAAGAGAAGAGCGCAGGGGAAAGAUCCUCUGGAGAACGGGGGAGGGGGUAGCUAG
This is a messenger RNA of Symbiodinium natans, 1707 nucleotides long. Lineage: Eukaryota; Dinophyceae; Suessiales; Symbiodiniaceae. The record is from the annotation of a GenBank genome assembly.